Messenger RNA from Penicillium chermesinum, 996 nucleotides. RefSeq names its product thiamine diphosphokinase. Bases 1 to 996 code for a protein of 331 amino acids. NCBI's taxonomy places the organism in Eukaryota, Fungi, Ascomycota, Eurotiomycetes, Eurotiales, Aspergillaceae. The record is from RefSeq and is a predicted model, not a curated record. Gene Ontology annotation, biological process: thiamine diphosphate biosynthetic process; thiamine metabolic process. The transcript has 3 exons. Gene Ontology annotation, molecular function: ATP binding; thiamine diphosphokinase activity; thiamine binding.
AUGGACUGGGAUCCUAGUCGCUUUUUUCGGGCGACAGGCAAUGCGUCACCGUAUGCGCUGCUGGUCCUAAAUCAGCCAAUCAACGAGAAGGCGUUUGGUGUACUUAGUGAACAUGGUGAGGGCUUCCCAAUUGGGGCAGAUCGUCCUCCUUCAUAUAUUAUUUGCGCUGACGGCGGGGCUAAUCGACUAUACAAUGUGACAAAAAGUCUAGGGAAACAGUCAACCCAACUGCCAGAUGUUAUUGUCGGAGAUUGUGAUUCGAUUCUCCCUUCAGUACGACAUCAUUACGCGAAGCUUCGAGUGCCGAUCAUAGUGGAUCCAGAUCAAUACUCCACGGAUUUCACGAAGUGCCUCAAAUAUGUCAACGAACAUGCAGCCGAGAUUAUCAAGGCGCCCCGUCAAAAAGCGGGCAAUUCAAAAGAGAGCCAUAGGCUUUCUGGCUCACAUACGAUCCUUGACAUCGUGAUCUUAGGUGGCUUAGGCGGCCGCGUGGACCAGGCUUUUUCCCAGAUACAUCAUUUAUACAUGAUGACGCAAUCUCAGCGCCAGCUCCAAGAAGCACAUCAUACCAAGAAUGUCGAGAACAAGAAAGCCUCAUCAGCAACUGGCGGAGAUCUUUACCUUGUUUCGGAAGAGAGUAUCACUUUUGUCUUGCAGAAAGGAAAGAAUACGAUUCGUACGCCGGCGACUAGACGCCCCGGUGCAUUUAAGGCCUCCUCGAACUCUCAUCAGGAGAAUGUGGACCCAACGAAGAAACGAAAACGAGCUGAAGAGCCAGACCAGGAAUACCUGUUCGAGGAGAACAUUGGGAUCAUUCCUCUCUCGACACCUGCAUCAAUAACCACCCAUGGAUUCGAAUGGGACGUCCAGGAUUGGCAUACCGAAAUUGGAGGACAAAUCUCCACCAGUAACCAUAUUCGCGCAGACACCGUCGAGGUUGAGACAUCAGUGCCGGUGCUGUUUACAGUGGAGUUGGCAGAGAGACUCAAGCGAUGA